AACACCGCCCACCUUAUUUCUGCCGACUGCCUAUCGCAGUACAAAACCAGCGAACCCGUCUGGGCUGUUUGGACUCACAGCAACUCUCAAGCACUACAAGGCACAAGGCAAAACUUAAAACCAAAUACCAUGAAACUUGCUUACUGGGAUAUCCGUGGGCUGGCCCAGCCCAUCCGCCUGCUGCUCGAGUACACUGGGACGUCAUAUGAGGACAAGCUGUUUUCCUGCGGUGAAGGUGGAGAGACCGAGGAUGAGAUGGUCCGUGUGGACAUUUUGGAGAACCAGGCCAUGGACUUUCGGAAUGGCUUUGUGAGGUUGUGUUACACCGAUUUUGACAAGAUGAAGCCAGGGUACCUUGAGGCGCUGCCGGGUGUACUCAAGCAGUUUUCCAAUUUCCUGGGAGGUCGGAAGUGGUUUGCUGGUGACAAGAUUACUUUUGUGGACUUCAUCAUGUAUGAGUUGUUGGAUCAACACAGGAUGUUUCAUGCCAGCUGCCUGGAUGACUUCAAAAACCUCAGAGAUCUUCUGGAUCGUUUCGAGGCACUCGACAAGAUUGCAGCCUACAUGAAGUCCAGUAGAUUCAUAAAGACCCCUGUCAACAACAAGAUGGCCAAAUGGGGCAACAAGAAAGAGUAAAGGCUAAAAAAAAAAAGUGAAAAUGUUCUGCGUCUUCAAAAAUGUUCUAUUUGCGUUCAACAUGCAUCCAAAACUAUGAUUCUACUGUUCGGGAAUGGCGAAAAGAUGGAUUUCAAGCAUUGCGAAACGGUUAUACCCAGCAGAUGAAACUUAAACAGUUUGCAACUUUAUUGACUUGCCUACGAAUAAAUGUCUUGGUGUUAAUAAA
Molecule: messenger RNA, 844 nt
Organism: Syngnathus typhle (broad-nosed pipefish)
Lineage: Eukaryota; Metazoa; Chordata; Actinopteri; Syngnathiformes; Syngnathidae
Product: glutathione S-transferase Mu 3-like
Exons: 6
Coding region: 130-636 (168 amino acids)
Biological process (GO): glutathione metabolic process
Molecular function (GO): glutathione transferase activity
Source: RefSeq, a predicted model, not a curated record